This is a messenger RNA of Lecanosticta acicola, 1209 nucleotides long. The record is from the annotation of a GenBank genome assembly. NCBI's taxonomy places the organism in Eukaryota, Fungi, Ascomycota, Dothideomycetes, Mycosphaerellales, Mycosphaerellaceae.
AUGUAUCCUGAAGUGUCGGCAACCGAUCGGGAACGCUCCUCUCCAGCCUAUGCCCAUCCUCCACCGUACGAUAGCAUAGACAGUCUCGAAAAGGCCUCGCAGACCGGGUCGAAAUGGAACCCAAAGAACUGGUCGAAAUUGACAAUUCUUUGCGUCAUCGCAGGUGUUGUCGCAGUGAUAGCUGGCAUUGUGUGAGUGUCUCUGAAAUCCGACUCGCCCUCUCGCGGUGCUAACUUCCUCUCUUCCAGCAUUGGUGCUGUUCUGGGGACAAAGUUGAAUGAGUAUCCCGACUACAGCGCUCUCAACUACAUAUUGUCCGACACAUACAGCGGCACAAGCUUCUUCGACGACUUUGAUUAUUUCACUGGUUACGACCCCACCUCGGGCUUCGUUCAUUACGUGGACUCCAGCGUUGCAACUUCAUCCCAGUACAACCUGACCUACGCGUCCUCGAGCUCCGCCGUGCUGAAGGUGGAUACUACCGACACAAAUGCCAACACAGGCAGAUACUCGGUCCGCAUCACAAGCAAGAAACAGUACGACUCCGGACUCUUCAUCUUCGAUGUCGUCCACUCUCCGUAUGGCUGCAGCACAUGGCCUGCCCUUUGGCUCACCGAUCCAAGCAACUGGCCCACCAACGGAGAGAUUGAUGUCAUGGAAGCAGUCAACCAGGCGGAUACUGGCAAUCAGAUGACGCUCCAUACAAGCGCUGGAUGCAAGAUGAACGUGAAGCGGAAAGAAACAGGCUCCGUCCUCUACAAGAACUGCGUCAACACGACCAACGACAACGCUGGCUGUGGCGUGCAGGGAGCGCAAGACACGUACGGCGAAGCUUUCAAUGCCAACGGAGGCGGAGUCUACGCCAUGGAAUGGAGGGACGAGGGUAUCCGAGUCUGGUUCUUCGCCAGAUCAGAGAUCCCCUCCGAUAUCCCUUCAGAUGUGUCCAACACCUCGGCUCCGGACCCGAGUACCUGGGGAACGCCGCUGGCGGACUUUCCCGGCACGCACUGCGAUAUCUCCAGCCACUUCAAGAAUCAGAGUAUCGUCGCGAACAUCGAUCUCUGCGGCACAUGGGCUGGGUCGACGGCUGUGUACAAUAAUGAAGAUUCGUGUCCGGGAACCUGCACGGAAUUCGUGACGACGAACAACACUGCGUUUGAGACGGCGUAUUGGCAGUGGAAUAGUUGGCGGGUGUACACUGCCAGCUGA